UCUUCCUUCAACCUCCGAUAGUUUUUUGGGCUUGUUCCAAAUGCUUCGCUGUCAGAAUUGGAGUUGGCUGGAGUGCACUACUGUGAAGGUGAUUGGAGUAAACUGAAAGAAGGGCAUCAUGGCAUUGAUGAGGUGGAUUUGUUGAGAUAUUGUUUUUCGUCUGCAUUCAUUGUAGCGCUAUUACACGACAGUCUAAGAAUCCCUAUGGAUUAUAAGAGGAUUGGGUUUGCAAACCAGGCUGGCAGUACUGCUGUUGACUGGACUUUAGGAGCUUUCAUCCUCCAGACGGUGGAGCCUCUUGAAUUGGAACCAGAAAACCUGGGCCACAUUGUUGGGAAUGACACGGUCACAUACCUCUCACUUUUUGCCAUUAUCUUCUUGGCAGCCAUUGCUGCAUUCUAUGUAUCGAAAUGGAGGAAACCUCAACUGAAGACAGUGUAUGACCUGGAGAAAGGGCAUUACAUUAUCACCCGUAUACCCAGGUGAUUUUGUGAUUUCGUUUUUAGAAGUUUGUAAAUUUAUUUGUAAUGGCAAUGGCAAAAAUAGUCUUCGAGGAAACUGAAGGAAAGGGAGAGGAUGGGCCAGAGCAAUGAGAUGGAAAUUCUUUUA
Messenger RNA from Macadamia integrifolia, 609 nucleotides. RefSeq names its product probable apyrase 6. Bases 205 to 486 code for a protein of 93 amino acids. The transcript has 2 exons. The record is from RefSeq and is a predicted model, not a curated record. NCBI's taxonomy places the organism in Eukaryota, Viridiplantae, Streptophyta, Magnoliopsida, Proteales, Proteaceae.